Molecule: messenger RNA, 851 nt
Organism: Labeo rohita (rohu)
Lineage: Eukaryota; Metazoa; Chordata; Actinopteri; Cypriniformes; Cyprinidae
Gene: txndc9
Product: thioredoxin domain containing 9
Exons: 5
Coding region: 76-756 (226 amino acids)
Biological process (GO): microtubule cytoskeleton organization
Cellular component (GO): cytoplasm
Source: RefSeq, a predicted model, not a curated record
CCUCUACGUGAAACCUGCGUCAGUGUGCCGCCUUCUAGAAAUUAUACGGCUUCGGCAGUCAGAAAGAAAGAGAAAAUGGCCAGUCAGUCCAUGGAGGUUGUUGCAAAGGCUCUGGAGCAGCAGGUGCUGCAGUCGGCACGGAUGGUGGAAGAGCAGCUGGAUGCUGAAUUGGGCAAGUUGGAGCGCAUGGAUGAAGAUGAUCUGGAGCGACUUAAGGAAAGAAGGCUUGAGGCCCUUAAGAAAGCUCAGAAACAGAAGCAGGAGUGGAUAUCUAAAGGACAUGGUGAAUACAGAGAGAUCCCAAGUGAGAAGGAUUUCUUUGCUGAGGUGAAAGAUAGCAAAAAUGUGGUCUGCCAUUUCUACAGAGAUUCUACCUUCAGAUGCAAAAUUUUGGACAAGCAUCUAGCUAUUUUGGCGAAGAAACAUCUGGAAACAAAGUUCAUCAAACUAAAUGUUGAGAAGGCUCCAUUCCUAACCGAGAGGCUGAGGAUUAAAGUCAUUCCAACACUAGCUCUGGUGAAGGAUGGGAAGACUAAAGAUUAUGUUGUAGGUUUCACCGAUCUGGGCAACACAGAUGAAUUCCCUACUGAAAUGCUGGAGUGGAGACUUGGGUGCUCAGAUAUCAUUAACUACAGUGGGAAUCUUUUGGAGCCACCAACUAUUGGACACAAGUCAGGGUCAAAGUUCACCAAGGUGGAGAAAAAGACCAUCAGAGGCAAAGGUUAUGAUUCGGACUCUGAAUCUGAUGACGACUAGAGGACAAAAACAUCAAGCUCCGUUUUUCUCAGGGCUUCCUACAUUAACAGUCCUAAGUCUUGUAACACCGCUUUGUGGUCACUUUUUUUUUUUCA